This is a messenger RNA of Tachysurus vachellii, 2908 nucleotides long. Its product is annotated as cytospin-A. The transcript has 12 exons. Bases 162 to 1622 code for a protein of 486 amino acids. The record is from RefSeq and is a predicted model, not a curated record. Gene Ontology annotation, molecular function: protein binding. NCBI's taxonomy places the organism in Eukaryota, Metazoa, Chordata, Actinopteri, Siluriformes, Bagridae.
UCCUAUAGCGCUCAGAGGCUCCAGUGCGGUUCAGAGUUUCAGAUGAACGCAGGAUGAGAUGCGGGACAGAGUCACUUUCACAUCUUCUGGAGGGUCGAUAAAAAAGCAGAGACCACCGGAAACGUCUUAAUGCAAAGGGAGACGAGCUGAAAUUUUGCAGCAUGGGCAACUACCCUGGGAAAGAGCGGCACGGAUCCGCAGGUACAGCUGACGCAUUUCAGACACCUCCUACAUCCCCGAUCGAUCACCUCUCUCCUGUGUCACCUGAUUAUGCACAACCUCUCUCCAGCCCCACAAGCCCAGAUCAUAACCCCUGUCUUGAGAGAACACCCUCUCUCACCACAACUGCCCCGAGUAGCUGUCUGUCAUCAGCCGGAUUCGGACACGAUUACAGAAACGCUCCUGUAUCUCUGAAAACGGCUGGAAACAGUCCCACUAUCCCCUGUAAACGGAGGCAGAAUUCAACAUCCACCUCACCUGUGCAGGUGGAACCUCCACCAUGUGGGUGGGUCAGUGUGGGAGGGGUAAACCAGGAGCUUCUGCAGCAGUGUGUGGUCUCGUUAGGGCUCUGUGGGACGGAUGAGAGGACACACACACUGUCAGAUCUGCUGCAGUGCUUUCUGACUGAGAGAGAGCAAAUGAAGGAUGAGCUGCGGAGUCUGAAGGAAAAACUGCAGACAGAGCGUAGCGACUGGCUGCAGUUCCAGUCUGACCUGCAGGUGGCGCUGGUGGUGGCUGACCGGCUGAGAGCUGAAGCCGAUGAAGAGCUGAAUGCGCUCCGAGAAGCGCGGGAGGACUGGGAGAGGCAGCUGACCGACUCUAGGCAGGGCCAGCGAGAGGUCGAAGGUCAAGUAGAGCGCUUAAAAGCAGAGCUGGAGCAAAGCAAAAAAGGACUCAACCAAAGGUCAGAAACUCCCAGCCAGCAGGGGGCGACAGAAGGGGGUGCAAGGAGCACUGUGGAGAAAUGGGGGGGUGAGAGAAGGAUGGGAGAGGAAAAGAGAAAAGAGAAAGUGGCGGGAACUACAGAUAUAAUAAAAAAACAGUCCACGUCCCCCACCAGCCUAGUGAACGGUACAUCCCAGAUUACUUUAACACCGAUCACAAGUCCUGUGAACAAAAACGAUCCAAAACGAGAGAGGAUGCAUGUGGACCAGCAGGACAACCGGAUUAAUUCAUAUAAAGAUAAAAAGGAGGACAAUCCGUUUUCACACUCGUCUCCUGUUAUAGACCUUUCUCCAAACAAACCAAGCAAGAUGAAGCCCCAGGAGGACUUCAGUAAGCUGCUCAGACGUCACGGUGGAUCCAAACGCAACUCUCUACUGCGCUGGUGUCAGAACCGAACCAGCGGUUAUAAGAACAUCGAGAUCACCAACUUCAGCAGUAGCUGGAUGGACGGCUUAGCUUUCUGCGCCGUGUACCACAGUUACCUCCCUUCACACAUCCCCUACGACACACUGCGACCGGACAAUAAGAAAGAAAACCUCUUGCUGGCCUUUCAGACUGGAGAGAGUGUGGGAAUCACUGCAUCACUGACCGCAGACGAGAUGCUGAAGUCCGAAGGCCCCGACUGGCAAAGGGUUCUGGGAUACGUGGAGAGCAUUUACUCCCAUUUUGAGAUGUGACCUAUGGAACAUUUUCUUAUCCUCCUUUUUUCUUCUGGAGUCAUUCGAAUCUGUUGCAAACGUCUUCUCACAGCGAGGGCUUCACUUUUAAGCUCCACCUUGUGUCAUCAUCUGGAGUGACAGCGUCGAGACAUGCGAGUACCUGAUGUGGAGGUCAUUUCAAAGAUUAUUUCCAAAGAUCGGGACUCGAGCAGACAGGAGGAAAGUAUAAAACUGAAAGACUUCGCAGAGAAAUAAUGAAAAGCAGGUUAUCUGUAAACAGGAAGUAGAAAUGAGUAGAAAAUGAGCUGGUGUUGUGGCCAUGGCAACCGUCAAGGGGCGUGACAUGGAAUUACCACAAAUUUUGGUUUUACAAAUAAUGCAGGUUGAUAUAAGGUGACGACAAUAAAGUCGGUUAAUGUUACUGAAAAAAAUAAAUCUGCGUAGCAUCAUAGAUUCAAAUAUAUCUGCGAACUUGAUCCUAUGACAUCACAUCAGUAGCAUUAGCAAGACUAAAGAGUUAGUAAGACUUUGCAAACAUAAGCAUAGGGCUGCGUAUUAGAUAUCUUGCAACCUUAUCUGAUGAUUAGCAUCAUCGCCACCAUCACCACAAUUGUCAAUGUCAUUCAUUUGGCUGAUUAAAUGUGACAUAAAUCUCACUCUGACUCCGAGGCACCAGCGACUUCGUAAAAUCAGUCGUUUCUGGCUCUAGUUUCCUGUAUAAAAGCUGCCGUUUGGAAGUAAUGAGGUUUUAUAAGUCACUCUCUGGUGUUUUCAGAGACAUGAGAACUGAUAAGAAUCUUCAAGUAUCAACAAGUCAAGGAUUUCUGGAUUUCAGUCAUGACUCAGUGGUGUUAUUUACACACUCUUCUCCUCGCCCAAGAGCGAGAGCGCUGCCGUCGGACUCGUUUCACUGAAAAAAAAACUCAACAAACAAAUUUGUUUUUUUUUGUUUUUGUUUUUUUCAGUUAUAAGGAUCUCCAAAUUUUACUUCAUGUCUGGCUUUUGUAGCAUGCGUGUUUUGUUGUACGUUGUGUGGUUUUCCACAGAAACGGACGGAAUGUGUCGUGUUUAGAUAAACAGCAUUUUACAGAAAGACUUUUGUGUGGCGUUUCUUAAUUUUUUCAUCUUCAAAAAAAAUAAAAUAAAAUCAACAGCGUUAUUGCUGACAGUGUGACAGUGUAUUAACAAACCAUCAUGUGACUGUUAAAGUGCCUUUAAUGUGAGAUAUAUAUACUGUAUAUAUAUAUAAACUUAAGUCUUGUGCCAAAGUCAAUAACAUUAUUAAUAAAGAAAUAUUUUCUUUA